AUGUCAUUGUUAUCUCCCUCUCCCUCCUUCUCCGACGAGCCACCCAUGAACCUCACCCCAAAUAAUGGCUUAGACAUAUUCACGAGGAUAUUUCUCGUGCUCAUAUUUAUGUCUCUCUUCAUUCGAGUGUGUUACGUGUACGUUUCUCUACGACGUAACGAUCAUGGCAGCGACAACAUCAGCAACAGCAUCGCCUCCAUGAUCCACCAUGAUAACGAUCAAAAUAAUAACCUCACAGGACUACCCUUUGACGUCAUAAAGUCCUACCACACUUUCCCCUACAGCAAAACCAACAGUGUGGCAACAAUGUACGACCACGACUCCACCUGCGCCAUUUGUAUCGAGGAUUACCAGGAAUCGGAGAUGCUAAGGAUGAUGCCGCACUGUCGCCACUACUUUCACCGAGAUUGCAUUGACGUGUGGUUGAAGGUUCAUGCGUCGUGUCCCGUGUCAGCUGAGGCCCUCACCCACCCUUUACCCUUCCCAAAUGGAGAAUCUCUUUUCUCUUCUUCUUCCUCCUCUGUCUCUUCUUCUUCUUCUUCUUCUUUCCCUUUCUCCAUGUCCCCUUCCAUUCCCUCCCCUCACUUCACCCACCUUGGCCUUGGCUACUCCAUCGCCAUAGCCCUCGCCUUCCUUUUUCUCCUCUCCACCCUUCUCCUCUCCUCCUACCUCUGCUGCCGCACAACCCGCCAACGCAACCAAACCACCGCCGUCACCGCCGCCGCCAACCCCUCCGACGGCGUCGUCAUUCCGCGUGUCAUCUUUGUGGCUGAGGACGAGGACGAGGAGGAGGCCAACGUUGCGGUGGGGCUCGACCAGAGCGUCAUUAAUUCCUACCCCAGGUUCCAGUUCGACAGGGACAACGCGCGGAAUAGUAACGGCAAUAACACCACGUGCUCCAUAUGUUUGUGCGAGUACAAGGAUUCGGAGAUGCUGAGGAUGAUGCCCGAGUGCCGCCAUUUCUUCCACCUCUGCUGCCUCGAUUCCUGGCUCAGACUCAGAGGCUCCUGCCCCGUGUGCCGCAACUCGCCGCUCCCGACGCCGCUCUCCACGCCGCUGCAGGAGGUAGUGCCGCUCUCUCAGUACGCCGCCGAUAGACGGCGAAAAUCCCUUGGUGAUGCUAAUUUCCUGGCUCUUCAUUAUCCCAUGUCAGAUGAUUCGCAUUUCAUUGCAUUAGCUUUGGUCAUUGGCUUUGCCUCCACUUCAUUCAGGACACGAAGAUAUUGGUAUUAG
Messenger RNA from Sphenostylis stenocarpa, 1233 nucleotides. The record is from the annotation of a GenBank genome assembly. NCBI's taxonomy places the organism in Eukaryota, Viridiplantae, Streptophyta, Magnoliopsida, Fabales, Fabaceae.